CUCCUCUGAUCGGAAACAUACGCGACGCAGACCUCCAUCUCUCCACCAAGAGAGCUUAUGGUUAGGGAUGAGGACAAGCUUGAGCCCCCAGGCGAAAACGGGUUCAUCACAAGGUGGGUUCACCCCUUUGUCUCCGGCUAACCAUAGGAAAUCACGGAUGGAUCAGAGUCCGGGUGUGCGUCUCCAGGAUUUGGGUGGCCUCCAAUCCAAAUACUGGUACAGAGUACAGUCUCGACUGCCUCCUGAUCGACGAGGAGGGUGUCACUAUGCAAGCGCGUGCACUCCCCGGUGACAUGAUGGAGCGGCUCAAACACCAGCUAGUUGAAGGGAAGGUCUACACCUUGUCGGAUUUUACAGUAGUCCAGAGACGGCAGGACUACAUGGCCUGUAGCAAUGGCUUGAUGAUUUACAUGGAGGAACAGACAGUGGUAGAUGAGAUAGAUGACAAUACCGGUUCUUCGAUACCUCUCCAUAGCUUUGAGUUUGUUGAUUUCGACGAUGUUCCUUCUAGGAAUGGCGACAAACGCUUGUUUACAGUAUCCGUUGAAGAAAUGGGGGAGACUUGGAAGUGGAAAACUUGGCGUAACAUAUCUUUUUGUAAUGGGAAGGGAAUUGGAUGUUGCACUGUUCGGAGAUCUUGGUCGAAAUUUCGAUGCAGAGCAGGUUUUCAAGCAAAGCCAAAAAGUCCCAAAUGUUGCUGUUUUAUUUUGACUGAUCCACAUAAACCGAUUGAUCUCCUCCCUUGUCAGCUACAAAAUCCUGUAAAUCCAGCUGACUUAGUUAAAAGCUGGCGAACAAUCAAACAGCUGAAAAGCCUGAACCCACAUGGAUUACAGAACACCACAUUUUUGUGCAAAGCCUCCUUGAAAGGCAGAGACUGCACCAAAGGUUGGUUUUAUCGGUCAUGCUUCCACUGCAAACGGUCAAUCAGUUGGGAUGGGAUCAAUUCCUUUUGCAUCGAAGGUUACCCGAGUAAUCCACCGCCUGUUCCACAGUACAAGCUGAAUGCAGUGAUGGAAGACACGACAGGCACUAUGGACGUCAUGACCUUUGAUGGGCUAGCAUGGAAGCUUGUUGGUGCUGCAGCGGAGGAGCUCGCUGGAGAGGUCACAGGCAAAAAGAUUUCAGCUGUUCUUCGUUCCCGCCAGAGCCACAGCUUUGUAAUUGAUGCCGCCAACAGGUGCUUUGUGGUGAAGCACAUCCCAAAUGAAGAUGAGCUGCAGCUCAUUAGUUCAGCUGAUGUGGCAGCUGGAGGUGACCCUCUCCUGUCAGAGGAAGAGGGCUCUUCCGUAUCCUACGACUCCAGUCCUGUAAAAAUUGUUAAGAAGGAGAAGAUGGUGGUUAAAGAAGAGAGUGAAGUAGAAAGUGGUUGUGAAUCGCCACAGGGAGGGGGUUCCCCCGCAUCCUACAGUUCCAGUUCACCAGCGAAAAAGGAGAAGGUGGAGAUUAAAGAAGAGAGGGACCCAAAAAGGCAGAGGAUCACCAAAGGCAAUGAAGCUGAGUAGACAUGCAGAAUGACCCCCUUUCACCAAUAAGAUAUCAUCUCAGAAAAAUAAGACGUGUACAUGCUUAGUCAGAUCGUCGAAGUACAACGCAUCUGCUGAAGUUAUAGAAGUAUCCUUUGUGAAUUUAGAACUGUUCUACCCUGUACAUAUUCCUUGCAAUGCCUGUCUAGAGUUCUAGACACUAAUGUAGCAGCAUCUCUUGCAAACAGCACAGCUAGUCUGUCAGACAUUGCAGAGCUGGAGCUGGAUCAAUAUGCUUUUGCCGCAUGGUUCAGUGUAAAUCUUGUUGCUAAUCACGUGUCAUCGUAUCAAAAUCACGUUAAUUCUCUAGUGCUAGUAGUCUGAACUAUGAAGCACCUUUUGUAUGGAGAGGAUCUGGUACCGCGAUGCGUUUUUUUG
Setaria italica (foxtail millet) is the source of this 1904-nucleotide messenger RNA. RefSeq lists its product as uncharacterized. The record is from RefSeq and is a predicted model, not a curated record. The transcript is spliced from 10 exons. Lineage: Eukaryota; Viridiplantae; Streptophyta; Magnoliopsida; Poales; Poaceae. The coding region runs from base 267 to 1505 and encodes 412 amino acids.